GGCGUCGGGAUAGAGCUAGUUGAGUGCUUUCCGAUUAUUGGUGAUAUAAGGAUCUGUGAAAAUUUUUGCCUCUGUCAAACUCGCCUGUUCCGUCGCUCCUCGCACCCUCUCUUCGCUUUUCCAAUCUUUCUCCUUCCUUGCACCCAUUUUAGCUAUUUCUGCGACAUCCGUCUGCCUCUCCCUGCAAACAUGUCUCCCAAGCGUUGCCCUGGACCCUGGACCGGGAACUCGAAGGGAAGGCGAAGAACAAGACCCUGUGAAGACCCUGCUCACAGCUUGCUAGUCCCUCCGCCACAGCCGCCCGCAUCCGACCUUGAAUCUUCAGCCCGGGCAUCCUUUUCCGGCGAGGAAGUAACAGCCCAACAGACUCCCCCUUCCAAGCGAAACCCAGCCGCGAGAAAGUUAUACGAGAUCACAGAACCGUUUUCAGACCCAGUGGAGGAAAGAAAGAGAAUAAACGCGAUCGCAGCCAGAGAAAACAGAGAAAGGAAAAAACGGGAAAAUGAUCAAAUGUGUGAACAGAUUCAACGUCUCAACCACGUGAACAGACAGUGUACGAAGGCAUUAAAACGAUUCGAAACGGAAAUAAAGAAACUCGAUGCAAAGCUGAAGACUUCACAGCGACGCAACGAGCACCUUGAGGAGAAGCUCAAGCAGAAGGAGAAGGAGCUCCGAGACCGUCGCGAGAAGUUCUUGCUGUUCCGCGGCCACCUCGAGCUCAUCACCAGCCACCUCGACGACAGCAACCCGGCCAAGAAGCUAAUCACAGGACUUUUGAAAUUGCCGAAAUCGUAGUGAACGUAUCUGAGAUCAACGACCAAGUUCAAUAAUGCACGAUUUUUUAAAAUUUUAAUGUAUGAGUCAGUCGUGCAAUUUACAGUUAAAAUUGUGGAGAAAAGAGGCAAGCACUCCAUGGCUAUGAGGGGAAGACAGACAUACGCUGUCAGUCAAAAUCGUCUUUUAAAAUGAUAGGCUCUUAUCAUGACAAACAUGAUAUUGAACAAGUUGAACAAGUGAAAUGUGAAAGUGAAAAAGAAUCCUCAGAA
Messenger RNA from Penaeus indicus, 1046 nucleotides. RefSeq lists its product as uncharacterized. Lineage: Eukaryota; Metazoa; Arthropoda; Malacostraca; Decapoda; Penaeidae. The record is from RefSeq and is a predicted model, not a curated record. The coding region runs from base 190 to 795 and encodes 201 amino acids. The transcript has 3 exons.